UAUUUCUGUAUCUAUCACCGAAUGCUGUGCACAGUGGAAACUCAUAUGAUCUAUUUCAAGCACCUCAAAGUGAAGUCUUCAAAUUUGAAUGUAUAGAAAACCCAGAUAGAAGAACUUUUGCAGCAAUGGUUUCAGAAUUAGAUAAAUCAGUUGGACGAGUUUUUAAGGCCUUGCAACAUAAUUCUAUGUUAGAUAAUACAAUUUUUGUGAUUUCUACGGAUAAUGGUGGAGAAGCUGCUGGUUUAAGAGGUGGAGUUGGUUCGAAUUUUCCUUUAAGAGGAAAUAAAAUAACUUUAUGGGAAGGAGGAGUGAGAGGAGUUGGAUUUAUAUGGAGUAAACUGUUCAAGCAACAACCAAGGAUCGAAAGGAACUUAAUUCACAUCACUGAUUGGUUACCGACAUUUUAUCAUGCUGCAGGUGGUGAUGUUAGCGAUUUGACGGAUAUUUAUGGAAUAAAUCAAUGGAAGACUUUAGUUCACGACAAACCUACAUCUAGAGAAGAAAUUCUUCAUAACAUAGAUCCAAUCGACGGUGCUUCAGCUCUUCGAUUCCGAAAUUACAAACUAGUAAAUGGAUCGAAUUCUAAUGGAGAAUACAAUGCGUGGUACGGACCUUCCGGGAGAGACGAUGAUUAUUUUCUUUCUCGUUAUAAAAAGUUACUUCGCUCCUCAUAUUCUUGGAAAGUUCUUGAAGAGGAAGGAUUACUCUACAAUACUGACAAGUUUUUCACCAGACUGCCAGAUAACUGUUAUUCUGACUCGAAAAGGAAUAAUAGUAAUUGUGAUCCUAAUUCAGCCCCAUGCUUAUUUGAUAUAUUAAAAGAUCCUUGCGAACUGGAAAAUAUUGCUAACGAACAACCAAAGGUUGUGAAAUAUAUAUUGAAUCGAUUAAAGUUCUGGAAAGCAAGUGCAGUUCCUCCAAUUAAUCAACCUAUCGAUCCGAAUGCUGAUCCUGCUCUUCAUAAAUUUACUUGGACGAAUUGGGCAGAUUCCUACUCGUUUUAUUAAGUUACAAUAAUGAUAAUUUUAAAGGAAUUUGUAAAAUUUUUUAAUCACUAUAAACAUAAAAUGUAAACUAUAACAUUAAUAUUUGUAAUUGAUAAUCAAUAAAUA
Centruroides sculpturatus (bark scorpion) is the source of this 1112-nucleotide messenger RNA. Its product is annotated as arylsulfatase B-like. The transcript has 4 exons. NCBI's taxonomy places the organism in Eukaryota, Metazoa, Arthropoda, Arachnida, Scorpiones, Buthidae. The record is from RefSeq and is a predicted model, not a curated record. Bases 126 to 1007 code for a protein of 293 amino acids.